AUGACCACAUUUGUACAAGUGCACAUGAAAGCUCAGUCGCCAGUCUGGUGUAGUGUCUGUCCGGUUUACGCACGUACUUGCAGUUAUCCAGCCACCCUAACAAUUGCUGUUCAAUUUCCCUGCCAGUGGUUGAAUGAUAAUGCUGUCAACAUGGGCGGAGACGCCACCAGGAUCACCAUAUUUGGGGAGAGCGCUGGGGCAGUCAGUGUCGGCUACCAUCUCAUGUCCCCCCUGUCCAUGCAUCUGUUUUCAUACGCUAUCUUAAUGAGUGCUUCGCCCACAGCCUAUUGGGGCAUUCAGGACACCGAAAUAGCACGGAAUCGAACCCAAACCCUUGCAUGUCUGCUGGGCUGUCGAGCUCGCGACAUGGCCGAGACGAUCGACUAUCUCAGGACAGUCAGUGCACAACUCAUCACUGAGAGACAGUUUAACUUCACCAAGUUCUACUUCGACACGCCGUUCGCCCCAGUCGUGGAUGGCCACUUCCUGCCCAAACAUCCUACUGACCUGAUGGCUGAAGGCAAGGUAAAAAACACCUCCAUUAUAUCAGGAGUGGUCAAGGAUGAGGGAACAUACUGGCUGCUGUAUGGAUUUUCAAACAUCUACGACAAGCUGGACACCUCGCCCAUGUCCUACAGCCAGUUCGCCAAAGUGGUCAGCGACAUACUCAGGCCAUUGGGCCCCCGAUUCGGGACCGACCUUAUCCAAGAACUGACCAUCAAAGAAUACUACGACUCUGUCCCUCCCUGGAGCAGGAGCUAUCUCGAUGCUACCGAUGACAUCAGCGGAGACACGCUGUUCAAGUGCCCGGUAGUCAACUUUUCCGAGCUCUACAGUAACAAGGUCAAAGGUCAUGUGUACAUGUAUUCGUUCGAACACCGGGUCAGCACCAACAGCUGGCCCCAGUGGCUGGGCGUUGCCCAUGGUUACGAGAUCGAGAUGUUCUUCGGGCUGCCUCUCGGGGAGAACAACUACACGCGCCAGGAGCGGGCCCUCAGUGAUGACGUCAUGGCCAGGAUCGCCAACUUCGCAUAUACUGGAAACCCAAACCACGGCACCAAGACAGUGGCAGUCGGGUGGACAGAGUACACAUCACAUGACCAACAUUACCUGGUCAUCAGUGCGGACAGCACGCGGGUCAGUCAGGGCCUCCGCUACAGCCAGUGUCAGUUCUGGAGCUCCCAGGUUCCCUUAGUUCUCCAAGCAGAUCACACAGUGGCACCUCUCUUAUUUGUGACACGACUAUGUGAGUUUGUUGUGUCUUUUCACCCCAGCCCAAUGAUACAUACACACACACACACUCACUCACACACACACAUACACACAAUAUAG
Candidula unifasciata is the source of this 1332-nucleotide messenger RNA. The record is from the annotation of a GenBank genome assembly. NCBI's taxonomy places the organism in Eukaryota, Metazoa, Mollusca, Gastropoda, Stylommatophora, Geomitridae.